UUGCAGUCAGAAGUGGCGCAAAUAAUCGUAGUCAAUUUAUGCAUUAUUUUUCUUCUUUUUUUAUGUGGAAAGCCUGGCUGGUAUUUUGAGUGUCUAUCCGAUUUUGCAGGACGAAGACGUUACGAUCGCAAGCAGGCAGGAUUCGGAGGUCAGACUAAGCCUAUCUUCAGGAAGAAGGCCAAGACAACUAAGAAAAUUGUACUUCGUAUGGAGUGCACUGAAUGCAAGCACAAGAAACAACUCCCUAUCAAGAGGUUUAGUUAUGACAGAAUGGAGUGCGUACGGGUAUUAGACAAAGCUGGUAGAGUUCUUUACUCAUUUGAAUCCACGGCUGCAACUGUCUCCAUCGGUCGUGAUAAAAAGAAAUGUGGCAUAGCAUUACCGGUCGAUGCUCAAGGAGUUUCUAGGGUUCAUGGAUCGCUCACUUGGGAUGGUCAGGAGAAGCUUGCUUAUUCUGAUGCGAGCACAUAUGGAACGAUGGUGGAUGGGAAGCUGAUCAAAGCAGGAAGUAGAGACAUCAAAGACGGGUCGCAUAUCCUUGUUGGAGAUGUAGAACUUGUGAUUUCGUUCGUGUCUGCGCUCUCAAGCUCAACAUCUGAUCUCAAAGAGGAACCACAAUCUGUACAUGUGAAAAGUACAAGCACGAAGCGAAAAAGUACGAACACGAAUGUGCUUCUCAACGAUAGUAAACGUCCAAAGUUGAACAAUAGGACGCGCACGUCACAGUCACAGAGAACAUUGACCGUAAUCGAGGAAGAUGAGGACGUAAUUUUAGUUGAGGACACACCACCAAGCCGAAUUGUGGAUCCAAAAGCUGCGUUGGCAGAAAACGGGACUUCUUUCGUUGCGGAUUCGGCCCCAGUUCAUAGCAACAGUAGCGUUCCUUCACAAAUCCUGGAUAUAGGUUCGCAACGCAUUUUUGGAGUCAAUCGGGUACCGUACCAAAAAUGUAUCACUCCGAAGAUAGUGGCUGAGGACACCUUUUUGAACAGCUCUGAAUUAGCUGAACCCAACUUUAGGAGAAAUGCAAUUAGUUCCGUUAACGUGACAUGUAUCCCUGAUUCCUGCGCUCAAAAUGUCGAACCUAAUUUGUCAAGAAAGAGAGAAAUGACGAUGGAUUCAUUCUUAGCAUCGCAUAAGUUAGAGCGUUCGAUGACCUUUGAGCCUCAGGUUACAUCAGACUCGCAACUGGCUGCGAAUUCAGGAAACGAAAAA
Molecule: messenger RNA, 1215 nt
Organism: Strongylus vulgaris
Lineage: Eukaryota; Metazoa; Nematoda; Chromadorea; Rhabditida; Strongylidae
Source: the annotation of a GenBank genome assembly